AUGUCUGAUAUGAAAGCCACCGUCGAGCCCACUAAGCAGGGAUUCUCUGUUUGCGGCUACGAGAAGAUCGAGUAUGACUUUGAGUUUCUCGACGGCGUUUUUGACAUCAAAAAUAGCCAGCUGGCAGAGCACUACCAGACAUGGCAGCGCUGCCUAGCGGUCAUGGAUUUGAACAUAUUUCAGUUGUAUGGAGGUCGAAUGCAAACGUAUUUCGACCAUUACGACAUCAAGUUAAAAAUACACAAAACCAUGAUUGGCGAAAAGGCCAAGAGCAUGGACACCAUGUUGAAGAUCGUCGACAGCAUGACCGAGUUUGGUAUAUAUCGAAAGGAACCCGUGUUAGUUGUUGGAGGAGGACUAGUCACUGAUGUCGCCGGAUUUGCCUGUGCUGCAUACCGACGCAACACCGACUAUAUCCGCAUUCCUACAACAGUCAUUGGCCUCAUUGACGCUUCCGUCUCUAUCAAGGUGGCGGUCAACUAUGGCCGAUACAAAAAUCGCCUCGGAGCAUACCAUGCACCUAUGCACACGUUUCUCGACUUCACUUUCCUCCGGACACUCCCGGUAGCUCAGAUCCGCAAUGGAUUUGCAGAGCUUAUUAAAAUUUCUUCGUGUGCACACAAGUCUACGUUUGAUCUGCUCGACCGCUACUGCGAGGAUUUGAUUGAGACGGCCUUUGGGCGGCUAGGUGAUGCACCAAAAGAAGUCAGGAUUGCAGCUGAUCGCAUUUGCCGGGCGGGUAUUCAUGAGAUGCUGAAACUCGAGACGCCCAACCUCCACGAAAUCAUGCUUGACAGGGUCAUUGCCUAUGGUCACACAUGGUCCCCUCUUCACGAGCUUGUGCCUGAGACGCCUCUUCGUCACGGUCAUGCAAUUUCAAUCGACAUGGCCUACUCUGCGACACUGUCAAACCUCCGAGGACUUCUCAGCUCUUCUGAUCACGAGAGAAUUCUCAAGUUGUUCUCUCGCGCGGGUCUGUCCAUGGAUCAUCAUCAGUUUGACGGGCCGCUACUUAAGCAGGCGACAAGUGCAAUCCUCAAGACCAGGGAUGGCAAGCUGCGCGCCGCUGUGCCUGUCAGUCCCAUGGGUGAGUGUGUGUUCUUGAACGAUGUCAGCCACGACGAGAUGUGCCAGGCUUUGCAGGUUCACAAGAAACUUAUGCACAAGUUUCCACGAAGGGGCGAGGGCCUGGAUGCGUACGUUGACUCUAGUGACACUGGAUAUACGAUUCAGGGUGCAACUGUUGAAAAGGGAAUGGGGUUAGAUUCGGCAAAGAGUGACAACCACGCCAGUACGAAGCGGGAGAACAAAACUCCAAGGGCAUUUUCCGACCACAUACAGAAAGAUAUCCAUGACUUGGCACAUGGCAUGGAUGGCCGUAUUCCAGUAGUUGUUGCCAAUGGAAGCGGCAACGCCUGA
Ilyonectria robusta is the source of this 1419-nucleotide messenger RNA. Its product is annotated as 3-dehydroquinate synthase. NCBI's taxonomy places the organism in Eukaryota, Fungi, Ascomycota, Sordariomycetes, Hypocreales, Nectriaceae. Gene Ontology annotation, biological process: antibiotic biosynthetic process. The record is from RefSeq and is a predicted model, not a curated record. Gene Ontology annotation, molecular function: 3-dehydroquinate synthase activity. The coding region runs from base 1 to 1419 and encodes 472 amino acids. The transcript has 3 exons.